Molecule: messenger RNA, 3258 nt
Organism: Mugil cephalus (flathead mullet)
Lineage: Eukaryota; Metazoa; Chordata; Actinopteri; Mugiliformes; Mugilidae
Gene: ddx21
Product: DEAD (Asp-Glu-Ala-Asp) box helicase 21
Exons: 16
Coding region: 10-2388 (792 amino acids)
Molecular function (GO): RNA binding; RNA helicase activity; ATP binding
Source: RefSeq, a predicted model, not a curated record
CCUAUCUACAUGGUCCAGAUCUGUGUCUGGUUUGUGAACACGCUUCCUGACGCCGCCUUGCGCGUUCCUUUCCAUCCGCGUGCCCGUAGCCUCGCUAGUGUGUCUGCGUUGAGGGACUCCACCAGGGAAGAAAUGCCGUCAAAAAUCAUCGUUGAAACCGAGGAACAAGAAAUGGAAACCGAAGUGGACACUAUUGCGGAGGCCAAGAUCCUAAAGAAAAAGAACAAGGAGGGCAAGAAGCUGAAGAAGAAGCAGCAGGAGUUGGAGGUGCAGGAGGAACCAGACUGCGAUCCCCCAGCACCUAAGAAGAAAAAGAAAAAAGACAAGCUGGCAGCGGACCAAGAGAACGGCCACAUGGACGAGGCCACAGACAUGAAUGGCAACAGUGACCAGGCUGAAACACCAAAGCAGAAGACUAAGAAAACCACAGAGGGAGACACAGAGAAAAAGAAGAAGAAGCAAAAGAAACCAAUUGCAGAGGAAGCAACCAAUGGACAUUCCACCCCAAACACCCCUGUUCAGACUCCCAUCCAGACACCGUCCCAGUCAAGUGAAGACUCAGCUAGUGACAGCGAAAAGGAAACGGAGGAGACACAGGAGCAGAAAGAAGGGGCAUUCUCCAACUUCAGAAUCUCCAAGGUCACUAUUGAUAAGCUUAAAGCUCGGGGAGUCUCUUACCUCUUUGACAUUCAGGUUAAGACAUUUAAUCCCAUCUAUGAUGGUGAAGACGUAAUCGCCCAAGCCCGUACAGGAACAGGAAAGACGUUCUCCUUUGCUAUUCCUCUGGUGGAGAAGCUCCAGAACGAUGCAGUCGAGCCAACCAGAGGACGACCUCCCAAGGUUCUGGUGUUGACUCCAACCAGAGAGUUGGCCAUCCAGGUUGCUAAGGACUUCAAAGACAUCACCAAGAAACUGUCAAUCACCUGUUUCUAUGGGGGCAGCUCUUACAAUCCACAGAUUGAUGCGAUCCGUAACGGCAUUGACAUCUUGGUUGGAACCCCUGGUCGCAUCAAGGACCAUCUUCAGAACAAUAAACUCAACCUGUCCAAACUGAAACACGUGAUCCUGGACGAGGUAGACCAGAUGUUGGACAUGGGCUUUGCCGAGCAGGUGGAGGAGAUUUUGGGGUCGUCAUAUAAGAAAGAUGACGACGCCAACCCACAGACUCUCCUCUUUUCUGCCACUUGUCCCCCUUGGGUGUACGAUGUGGCAAAGAAAUACAUGAGACCAGGGUGCAAACACGUUGACCUGAUUGGCAAGAAAACACAGAAAGCUGCAACAACUGUGGAGCAUUUGGCCAUCGCGUGUCACUGGUCACAGCGCGCUGCUGUGAUAGGAGACGUGAUUCAGGUGUACAGUGGCAGCCAUGGCAGAACCAUCGUCUUCUGUGAGACAAAGAAAGAGGCCAAUGAACUUUCAAUGAAUACAUCCAUCAAGCAGAGUACCCAGUCCCUCCAUGGUGAUAUUCCACAGAAGCAGAGGGAGAUGACACUGAAGGGCUUCAGGAAUGGAGUCUUUGAGGUUCUGGUUGCCACCAAUGUUGCUGCUCGUGGAUUAGACAUUCCUGAAGUUGACCUGGUGGUUCAGUGUUCUCCACCCAAGGAUGUGGAGUCGUACAUUCAUCGUUCGGGACGUACGGGCCGAGCAGGCAGGACUGGAGUCUGCAUCUGCUUCUACCAGAGAAAAGAAGAGGACCAGCUGCGCUAUGUAGAAAACAAAGCUGGUAUCACAUUCAGGCGAGUUGGCGUUCCCACUGCAAACGAAAUCAUCAAGUCAUCAAGCAAAGACGCUGUCAGAUUUCUGGACUCUGUUCCAGUGACAGCAGUCGGAUACUUUAGAGCAUCAGCAGAGAAGUUGAUAGAGGAGAGAGGAGCUGUGGAGGCACUAGCUGCUGCACUGGCCCACAUUUCUGGAGCCACAGCUUUAGAGCAGAGGUCGCUGCUCAACUCUGAUGCUGGUUACACCACUAUGCAGUUGGUGUGUUCCCAGGAGAUGCACAACCUGGGUUACGCCUGGAGAACCAUCAAAGAACAGCUCGGGGAAGAGUUUGAGACACACGUUCACAGAAUGAUCUUCCUCAAAGGCAGAACAGGCGUUUGUUUUGAUGUCCCAGUUGAUAAAGUCAAGCAGAUGCAGGAUAACUGGACCGAUGGCCGCCGUUGGCAACUGACUGUAGCCACAGAGCUCCCAGAGCUGGAGGAGAAGCCACACAGUAACCGCGGCGACAGAGGCAGCGGUUACCGUGGUGACAGAGGAGGGUUCAGGGGCGGCAGAGGACGGAACUUUGGGGGAAACGGUGGCCGUAGCAACGGGUUCCGGGGCAAUGGUGGCGGUGGAAACAACAGAGGGGGACACAAACGCAGCUUCAGUCAAGCUUUUGAUUACUGAAGUGCCAACCUGUCGACUGAUGAGACUGGCUGCCGCUCUCCUGUGCUGGCAGCGGUUUUUAUUGGCUGUCAGUGAGAGGGGCCGGUGUGUGGCUGGUGAAAAUCUAUCACAAUACACGCUGAUACAGAUACAUCUGAAAAAAAUUCAAGUUACCACCUAAAACACGAUUAAGAUCAAAUUAUCUGUGAAGAGUCUGUAACACCAUACCGCUGGCAGCCGUUUUGUAACGCCUGAUGUGUGCUACUUUAAAGUGGUGCGUUAACUGAAACUCUUGGAAUGACAUGUUCCUAAAAGCUUGAGUUCCACUGCACGAUGUAAACGAGUCAGAUGCCAUGUAUUGAAUGGCAUAAAAUCAGAAGCAUUGGCUAAACAACCCAUAAUAGAAGUUAAGUAUACAAUUACAACAUGAAAGUUGGAACAUGCCAUCCAUGUAGGUUUUAGGUGACGUGUUACUUUGUUUUUUUUUUUAUACUUAAGUUAUUUGGGGAACUGUGGCAGCAAUCGCACUUAAGACUCUGCACAAAAGAGAAAAGACUCACAAUUCUGACCUAACAAUUUGUAAACUUGACAGUUGUUGCAGGACAUGAUUACUCUACAUGGCCUGGGUAGUUUGCGGUACCACGAAGGUGCUGUUACACUGCAGACGCUGUGUCAUGAGUUUCUGUUCUGCACCCACAGGGCACGGUGAUGAAAUGGGUGUUAACCUUUACAGCAGAGCUCUGGGUCUGAUUGCUGCAUUACCCUCAGCUGAAACUUAUCUCCCCAAAACUAAAUUGGAUGAUUGCUUUGCAAUUGCCUCUAUUUAAUAACUGUGUCUACUGCUACCAUUCAUUUGAAUGAAAUGACUAUUCAUUAAAAAAGGUCAACAAA